AUGUCUUUUAUCGUACCCAAAUCAGACUGGUUAGCAAAACUCAGCUCAGGCUCCUUUGGAAGAAGUCGGUGGCGUUCCCGAUAUUUCGUCUUGUUGGAUUCCGAAUUACGCUAUUAUAAAGACGAGCACACUGAUAGUGCAUCAUCUACUCUCAGUCUACGCGAUGUUUCUAGAGUAGUUGCCUGUUCAUUCCCCAACCACCCAUACUGUUUCCGUCUCGAACCAAAUCUAAACGCUCCCAUCCAAGACAAAGACUCAUCUCUGCCACCAUGGACCAUAGAGUGCAAUUCAGCAUUCGAUCAAGGAGCCUGGGUAGAUGUGAUCCAGUACAGACUCGCCCGUCUAUCAGUCAUCAGAGUACCAGUUUCUCCAGCCCAAUCAAGACCAAGACAACGACCUUUCGACACCUUUUUGCGUAUGAUCAAAACAUCUUCUUCAUCAUCAUCAUCAGCAUCAGCAUCACCACGCCACACUCGUCAAAUUCGAGCAACUCAAUUAAACCAUCAACCAAUCAAAGACAUUCCACUAACCCUACAUAUUCAACCAAUUCGAUCCAAAGACACUUUCGAACAAGAAGAAGAAAAUAAUGCUUAUCUAUCAAGCGAGAUCAUACCCAUACCUCGUCCUCAGCCAAGAUACCCUCCCUCCCUCUCUCGCCGAAGAGGUGUCUUGCUCUCCCCACUUACUACCACCAGACCAUUACCUUGCCUUGAUACACCUUCAGAGUCGGUUGCAUCAUCAGCAAGUUCUGGUCUCGAGUCUCCAGUUUUGGAUACGGCACAGCACAAAAUCAACCUUGAUGCCAAUGGUAUCAAGUACCUUGAAGAGACCGGUUCUCUCUCACCCGCAAUCUUUACAAAUAAAGAUUGUUUCCAAAUCCAGUAG
Messenger RNA from Phycomyces blakesleeanus NRRL 1555(-), 885 nucleotides. RefSeq lists its product as hypothetical. The record is from RefSeq and is a predicted model, not a curated record. NCBI's taxonomy places the organism in Eukaryota, Fungi, Mucoromycota, Mucoromycetes, Mucorales, Phycomycetaceae. The coding region runs from base 1 to 885 and encodes 294 amino acids. The transcript is spliced from 2 exons.